UUUCUCCUGUGUUUUGGACGCUGAGGCGAAAUCUCCGGAAUGUUAGCACCACGCAUGCGCUGUGACGUAUAUCCGUAGAAGAAGAGAGGAGCGGAAGUAGCCCGCCGCGUCGCAGUCCUUCAAAACAACCGAGUAAGUUUCUGAAUUACUACUUUAUGCACAAUGCCUCUGUCCACCCAGUCUCAAGCUGACGAUGAAAAAUACGUUUUGGUUGCGAGUUUGGAUAACGCCCGCAAUCUCUCCAACAUACUGAAAGCCAUCACCUUCAAGGACCAUGCCAUCUUCAACGCUACACCCAACGGCCUGAAGGUCACUGUGGAGGACUCCAAGUGUCUGCAAGCCAAUGCGUUCAUCCAGGCUGAGAUCUUCCAAGAAUACACCAUAAAAGAAGAUGUGGUGGGUUUUCAGGUCAAUCUCACUGUUCUGCUGGACUGCCUCAGUAUCUUUGGAGGAAGCACUUUACCAGGAGUAUCAACCGCCUUACGAAUGUGCUACAGAGGCUACGGUUACCCUCUGACCUUGUUCCUGGAGGAGGGUGGCGUGGUGACUGUUUGCAAGAUCAACACACAAGAACCAGAAGAGCCAAUUGACUUUGAAUUCUGCAGCUCCAAUGUCAUAAACAAGGUGAUCCUGCAGUCGGAGAGUCUGAAAGAACCCUUCUCUGAACUGGAUAUGAGCAGCGAGGUGCUACAGAUCACCAUGUCCCCGAGCCAGCCGUACUUUAGGUUGUCUACUUUUGGAAACUCUGGAAACGCCCAUUAUGAUUUCCCCAAGGACUCAGACAUGAUGGAGCUGUUUCGUUGCACAAAGACUCAAACCAACAGGUACAAGAUGUCCCUGAUGAAGCCGUCAACCAAAGCUCUGGCUUUGUCCUGUAAAGUCUCGGUGAGGACGGACAGCAGGGGCUUCCUCUCUCUGCAGUACCUGGUCCGGAACGAUGAUGGACAGAUCUGCUUUGUAGAAUAUUAUUGCUGUCCUGAUGAGGAGGUGGAGUGAUUACAGUGCGUCCAUUAAUCCGUGUUUUAAAUAAGCACUUAAACAUCAGUAUAGGCCUUCACUGAGGACAAGAGGAUUAACUCCGCAGCCACUGGUUGCACACAGGGGAAGUAAAUGCAGGGCGACAAGAUGGAUAAUGGACAGUGAGGAAGAUUGUUUUAACAAAAUCUGCUGGUUCAUCAUUUUCCAAACACUCACAGUUGAGUGUGACAUUGCUACUGGACGUGUGGUGAGAUGUUGCCUACCUGCUCUUGUUUUGCAACUGUCUGUAGUGACUUCACUACAUGGAAGUUCAUAAUUGUAUGCAGUUAAUGUAUGGGGUGUUGUUACUAUGGAGACCAAGCUAUUUCAAGUCAGAAGUCUCAAUGUGUGAACACUGUAACUUCGUGAGUCUACAUGGCUUGUUGUCCAACUGAGGCCAUGAGUUACUUUGCCCUUCUAGUGCCCAUAAUGUUGAAGCUGACAUUUUUCAUGACAUUGUAAGGAGUAGACAUCAGAUGAUACGGAGACUAAGUUUGAAAACGUUUUAUUUCUAGUACACAGAAAACAACUGUAGAUAAAAUCAAUAAACAUUAUUUUUUUACAAUGAUAGAAAAUUUUCUUUUAAUCAUUGUUGUGGAAAUGUUGGCAGUAUUGCAAAAGAUGGGAGACUUUUGUAACCAACUACAAUCUGCACAAUCUUCUUGUGAUUGAUAAGCGAGCAAAAUAUGUAUUGUACGAAAUCAUAAUAUGGUAACAAACGCUGAACACGUGCAUUAUUAAAGAUCUUUUCCAGGAC
Molecule: messenger RNA, 1774 nt
Organism: Pleuronectes platessa (European plaice)
Lineage: Eukaryota; Metazoa; Chordata; Actinopteri; Pleuronectiformes; Pleuronectidae
Gene: rad1
Product: RAD1 homolog (S. pombe)
Exons: 7
Coding region: 163-996 (277 amino acids)
Biological process (GO): DNA repair; DNA damage checkpoint signaling
Cellular component (GO): checkpoint clamp complex; nucleus
Molecular function (GO): 3'-5' exonuclease activity
Source: RefSeq, a predicted model, not a curated record